ACCCCCCACACGAGGAGGCCGCCACGUACCUCGCCCUCCCCCUUCCUCUCUCUCUCUCUCUCUCUCUCUCUCUCUCUCUCACUCCACUGCUCUCUCCCUCCUCCUCUCCCUCCCAACCCCCGGUCAAAUCCAUCCGCCCUUGCCACUCAACCCACGCUCGCCUUUUCCGCUCAGACGCCACCCUCCUCUCUUCCCCGAGAUCAUCGAUCCGUCCAUCGACCCUCCACGCCCUGCUCGUGUUCCAUCGUCGUGCGGCAUCUGGCCAGAGAGGGAUCGGGUCGCCGAUCAAGCGAGGUGUCAUGGGAGGGAGAUCGUCGCCGGCGGGGUGGCGGCGAUGGGUGCGGACGCGGCUUCUUCUUCUUCUUCUCGUGGUGCUGGCGCUGGCGGCGACGGCGGCGGUGGAGGGGAGGUUCGUGGUGGAGAAGAACAGCCUGCGGGUGACGUCGCCGGCGGCGCUGCGGGGCGUGUACGAGUGCGCCAUCGGCAACUUCGGGAUGCCGCAGUACGGGGGCACCAUGCACGGCGUCGUCGUCUACCCCAAGGCCAACACCAAGGCCUGCAAGCCCUUCGCCGACUUCGGCCUCUCCUUCAACCCCAAGGCCGGCGGCCUCCCCGUCUUCCUCCUCGUCGACCGCGGAGACUGCUACUUCACAACCAAGGGAUGGAACGCGCAGACGGCCGGAGCCGCCGCGGUGCUCGUCGCCGACGACAGAGCAGAGCCCCUCAUCACAAUGGACACCCCAGAGUCCAGCGGCAAGGAGCACCUCGAGAACAUCACCGUCCCCUCCGCCCUAGUCUCCAAACGCUUCGGCGACGACCUCAAGGGCGCCCUCGAGAACGGCGACAUGGUGAACGUGCUCCUGGACUGGCGAGAGUCCCUCCCUCACCCGGACGAGCGCGUCGAGUACGAGUUCUGGACCAACAGCAACGACGAGUGCGGCGCCAAGUGCGACAUGCAGAUGAGCUUCGUCCGGGACUUCCGCGGGGUGGCGCAGGUGCUGGAGCAGCGCGGCUACACCCAGUUCGCGCCGCACUACAUCACCUGGUACUGCCCGGAGGCCUUCGUCCUGAGCGCGCAGUGCCGGUCGCAGUGCAUCAACCACGGCCGCUACUGCGCCCCCGACCCCGAGCAGGACUUCACCACCGGGUACGACGGCAAGGACGUCGUGGUGCAGAACUUGAUCCAGAUUUGCCUCUUCAAGGUCGCCAACGAGAGCCGCAAGCCGUGGCUGUGGUGGGACUAUGUGCACGACUUCGCCAUCCGGUGCCCCAUGAAGGAGAAGAAGUACACCACCGAUUGUGCUCAUGGUGUCAUCAAGUCGCUUGGGAUGGACAUUGACAAGAUUACCCAAUGCGUCGGAGACCCCGACGCCGACGAAGACAAUCCGGUGCUCAAAGCAGAGCAAGAUGCUCAAAUUGGCCAUGGUGCUCGAGGGGAUGUUACCAUACUGCCGACUUUCGUCGUCAAUAACAGACAGUACAGAGGGAAACUGGAUAAAAGGGCGGUGCUACGAGCGAUAUGCUCGGGAUUUGAGGAGACGACCGAACCCGACAUCUGUUUGACUCAAGACAUACAAACAAACCAGUGCUUGGAAAACAAUGGAGGUUGCUGGCUGGACAAAAACACUAAUUUCACGGCGUGCAAGGAUACCUUCCGUGGGCGGGUUUGCGAGUGCCCGGUUGUCAAUGGCGUCAAGUUCGUUGGCGACGGGUACACCCAUUGUGAAGCUUCUGGUGUCGGUCGAUGCCAAAUCAACAACGGAGGCUGCUGGAAGGAGACCAGGAACGGCAAGUCUGUCUCUGCCUGCUCGAAUGAGCAAGCUAAGGGCUGCAAAUGUCCGCAAGGAUUCAAGGGCGACGGCAUACACGGUUGCGAAGAUGUUGAUGAAUGCAAAGAGAGGCUCUUCUGCCAGUGCAAGGACUGCAGCUGCGAGAACACAUGGGGAAGCUACGAGUGUGGCUGCGGUGGUAGCAACAUGCUAUACAUGAGAGAGCAUGACACUUGCAUCAGCAAGGUCGCGACUUCGUCGCUGGGAUGGGGUUUCAUGUGGGUCAUCUUCUUCGGCCUCGGUUUCGCGGGAGUUGGAGCAUACGCCGUCUACAAAUAUCGGCUACGGAGCUACAUGGAUUCAGAGAUCCGCGCGAUCAUGGCGCAGUACAUGCCGCUGGAGAACCAGGAGACGUCGAGCCACCAACGGCAUGUGGAGCACGCCGACAUCUGAAACGCCGAGGUUUCACAUACGGAUCGAGCAUAAGAGCUAGUUUCUCUCGUCGGAGUGGUCGGGUUCAGAGCUGGAGUUUUGAAUUCAGAAGAUUGGUUGGUUAGCUUAUGGUUCUGAAAGACAAACACUUUUUUCCUUUUUUCUGAAACUUUGAGGACAGGUUUAGGAUGGAUCUCACCGGAGUUUAGCCCUCAUUUAGUCAUAAUUUCGAUGCUCGUGGUCUUUGUUCAGCUUGAUAACAUUGUGUAAAUACUGUUGUUCGUUCCGACUGAACCGUCUUUGCUGCCCUUAAUAAAGAGACCAGAGGAGCAUUUAGCCUA
Messenger RNA from Triticum urartu, 2542 nucleotides. RefSeq names its product vacuolar-sorting receptor 1. The record is from RefSeq and is a predicted model, not a curated record. Gene Ontology annotation, molecular function: calcium ion binding. Lineage: Eukaryota; Viridiplantae; Streptophyta; Magnoliopsida; Poales; Poaceae.